AUGUUUAGGGGUCGACCCAACGACAAGUAUGGUAUGGUUAGACCACCCGUUCCUGAUCCGGAUGAAGUACUUAAGGAAAUCAAACCCCAAUACUAUGACCAGAGACUCAACCAUUUUGACGCUAAGGAUAACCGCACUUUUAAACAGCUGUAUUAUACCGACGAUUCGCACUACAAAACUGGUGGACCCGUAUUUGUUAUGAUAGAGGGUGAAGGGGCCGCCAGUCCUAUUUUUUAUAGCUAUAUGGUAAAAAGCGCUAAACAAUUCAAUGCAUUCAUGGCAACAUUAGAGCACCGGUAUUACGGAGAGUCCGAACCGUUUAACGAAACAACCGUUGAAAACCUGAAAUACCUGUCCAGCGAACAGGCGUUGGCCGAUACGGCUCAGUUCAUACACGAACAGGCGUUGGCCGAUACGGCUCAGUUCAUACAGUAUUUGACUAAAAAGUUGUCACUUUCAGGCAAAGUGGUUGUGUUUGGGGGCUCUUAUGCCGGAUCAUUGGCCGCCUGGUUCAGGGAGAAGUACCCCAACAUAGCUGUCGGUGCCAUAGCGUCCAGCGCUCCCGUGUUGGCUGAAGUGGACUUCAAAGAGUAUUUAGGUGUCGUUAGCGACUCAUUGGGAAUGGAGUGCUCACAGAAUAUUAGGGAAGCCACGCAAGCAUUGGACGAAUUGCUAAAAACACCGGAAGGGGUGAAAAAAGUGCGACAAAUGUUCAAACUGUGCGACACAUUCGACGGCACCGACACCUUAACAGUCGCUUAUUUUCUAUACGAUUUGUUAGUACAAGUAGCCAGUUCCGUUCAGUACAAUACCUGGUACGUCGAUAUUAUUCGCCGUACAAUGAAUGACCCGAGUGGUGGCACUCCGUUGCAAAGAUAUGUCAGAUUGCUCGUGAGACAGUGGACUUAUCAGACGUGCACUGAAUUCGGAUACUUUAUGUCAACCAAUGCGAAGGACUGCCUGUUUGGCCACAACAUACCCGUCCACUACUACACCCAACAGUGUAUUGAUGUGUUUGGGCCCCAAAUCACAGCCCAAACCAUACAGAAAGCGGUGGACACCACUAACGCCUACUACGGGGGCCGUCAGCCCAAUGUGACAAACGUGGUGUUCCCUAACGGCUCACUGGAUCCGUGGCACGUCUUGAGUGUACUCCACGACCUCAACAACAGUACCAAAUCGGUUGUCAUCUCAGGUCAGGCCCAUUGCGCUGACCUGAUCUACUCGGCCAAUGAGACGCAGAUGGUUGUGUUUGGGGGCUCUUAUGCCGGAUCAUUGGCCGCCUGGUUCAGGGAGAAGUACCCCAACAUAGCUGUCGGUGCCAUAGCGUCCAGCGCUCCCGUGUUGGCUGAAGUGGACUUCAAAGAGUAU
This is a messenger RNA of Oppiella nova, 1371 nucleotides long. Lineage: Eukaryota; Metazoa; Arthropoda; Arachnida; Sarcoptiformes; Oppiidae. The record is from the annotation of a GenBank genome assembly.